This is a messenger RNA of Oryza sativa Japonica Group (Japanese rice), 8156 nucleotides long. RefSeq lists its product as uncharacterized. The record is from RefSeq and is a predicted model, not a curated record. Lineage: Eukaryota; Viridiplantae; Streptophyta; Magnoliopsida; Poales; Poaceae.
UCCUUAUCCGAUUGCCAUUAGGGCUCUAGCUCAGCUAUUGUGUGUUGGCAUCCUUAUCCUCCACAGUUUUCUUACAUCCUAAGCCAAGCCCGGCCAUAAAAACCCCAUCCUUCUCUGCCUUUUUCCAGUCAUGCAUUCCAUCGAACACCUUGCGAUCACCCUCUCACCACCGCUAGAGAUCACCAUUGUGAGGCUCCCCAGCCGGAGCUGGAGGUUGGAGGGAGUGGAGGAAUAGUCUUGCUGCCGCCGUCGCCAUUGGGGAAGCCGGGUAGCCGAGGAGCACACGUCGAACACCUGCGAACGUCGCCGACCGCUAGCCACCUCUGCUUCGUCCGCACCGCACCACGCGUCUUCGCCCUUCGUCGUCCGUCCGUUCCAUGAAAUUGUAUAUCGGUUAGUCGUGAGGCAACGUAUGCAGCUUCCAGGAGGUAAAGGUUGAUCAAGAUUAUAUCAAGAAUAAGAACUUUCCUAAGCAGGCAAGUCAUCACUAAUCUUUGAGCAUGUUGAACCCAUUGCGAACUUAUUUUGGAUUUAAAAUAAAGUUUGCAUGCUAUAUGGAUAUAUGUGAAUGCCCUACUUCGCUAUAUGCCAUGCCUUUGAUAUUGAUGAUCCAUGCAAUCUUUGUAAUCCAUGAUAUCGUGUGUCCUUAUUCAAUACUUGAUAAAUGCUUAGCCAUGCUACUUUAGAAUCAUGCAUAUUCAUAUUUAUCAAAAUGCUUUAUGCUUGGGCAACUACCUUAGGGAAGGUAGUUGAGAUACGGCAUGUGGAGACAUGAGCACCACAUUGCCAUGACAUUGGUGACAUGAUUUGUGAAAGGAAAAAUGAAACUAAACAACUGUUUUCGACUGGGGCGGCUGGAGGACUUGGGUGGUGUCCGGAAAAGGCUAGUGCCGUCCCUGGUCAGUUAAGGACCGAGCCAUGAAGUUAAGCAUGAAACGACCCCCGUACAACUGUACUUCUCGUGUGGGUAUAGACCUAACGGAGUAAAUAGCCGAGCGGAGGCGGUACCCAAGCCAUAGUGGUUUUCUUGUUGUGUGUGAGGCAGGGCCUACGGUGGGGCAGCCAUUGGUAGGACCGCGAGGGGCGGGUGCCUACAGUGGUGUCGCCAUCGGUAGGACUGCCAUGUGCAAACCUAAACUUAACUAUAACUUAAUGAAUGUGUGAGUCUUUCCCCCUCGGGAGCGCCAGAACUCCUCUCACUGCUAGAAACCUUGGACGCCUAGAGUGCAUGAGGACUAAAGUUCAUGGAGCGGGUACUACCAAAGUGAGGUUAUUGAAAGGCUUUGCCGUGGCAAGUCUCAUUCGUUGGGACGUAGGCUCAUGUGUUGGGCAAGUCGCGGAGUACGGGUAAAGUGUACAUCCACUGCAGUGUGAGUAAACCAAUCUAUUCGAAUAGCCGUGCUCACGGUUAUUGAGCACCGGGACAUGUAUUACACUUGGCUAGACUCUAAAUUCUUAAAAUGAUGGGUGGGAUAUUGCAUGAUGAUUUUGUACUGGUGGAUCAACUUCUCAAGAUGCGAGAAGGGGUAGACCCCCACAAAACCAUGACGACCAGUGGCAGGAAGCUAUCAUUGGGAACACAAUGGAUGGUGGACAGAACCGUCGCUGUUUAAUGAACAAUGGAAUUAAAACUUGAUCAGUUUAUGCUAGGUCUUAGGUUUGUGAAAUGAUAUUUGAAAACUCAUCUUUACGCAAAGUAAUCAUAGCCACUCUUUGUAAUACCCUUACAUUACUGCAUUUUGUGUGGUGGCUUGCUGAGUACUUUUGUACUUAUUGUUGCUCUAUAUAUAUCUUUUAGCGGAGUGUUGAAGAGAAGCCCUUGUUAGUACACUUGCGUACCUAACAAGAUGAUCGGAGUGCGGUUCCAUUCUAGGUCUCGUUCCCCAGUCGACUGCUUGUGGCAUGUCAACCGGGCCCUUGUAUUAUUUUGCCUUCCGCUGUUGUUCUCUGAUAGUUGUUGGCCUACCUGGCCCUAAUGUAAGCAUUUAACUCUCUUAGCCUGAAUUCAUUCGUGAUAUGUUGUGAUUCAGCUAUGUAUGUGUGUACCAACUGCUGAUUCUGGGAUUGGUACUGAUAAACACAGAAGAUUUCCGAUUUCCAAAAUCGGGGGUCGACAUUGACAGGGCCAAGUAAGCUGGCAGGUGGACAGCUCACAUGUCCUGGGAGAGCCCAACGUCAUAGAAAGAUUUGAGAGCGGCAGGGCGACACGAGUAGUGCGAGGUGAGAGGUGACUCCAUCGGAGAAGUGGGGCUGGCGAGCUCGAGCACCGGUGUGGCGACGGACCGGCGCGUGGAACAAAGAUCAUGAUAUCUUCUUCUAGCAUGCACCAACAUUAGCUCCAAACUAAGAGAGAUAUUCGAAGAUAUGCCCAAGAUAUUCCAACAAUUCUGAGCAAAAGGACACAUGAAAUAAAGAUGGAGCAAAGUUUUAGUUGAGAUAGACAAACAUAGCACAUAGUUUAAGUCACAAUUCGGAUGUGCAUAGUGCUUAUGAUCAACAUGUAUUUUGUGUUCAAUCUAUCCCUCAUAAGCAGCCAACCAAAAACUUUAAUUUUCGAGGUAGCUCUACUCUUCCAUAACCAAAUGAAAUAUUGCGGUGGCUGCAGGGCACUAAAGUUUAAAGCAUAAAACUUCUAAGAUGAAUAUUUCAAAUUCCCCAGAUAUAAGCCCAUGUAUCAUAUUCCUAUGAGAUGUUUACCUCUUCUAACAUCUGAGAUAAAGACUGAUACUCUUCAAAAGCUUGCUGAGAAAGAGGCAAGUGAAAAUUAUCUUCCAAUUCCAAAUUGAGGAAAUUAUGAACCGAGAUCAUUGUAUUGACAGCAAAUAAGUAUUGCCUCGGUAUAGAGACAGAGAGUGGAGGGUCAUCACUCCAAACAUCAUUCCAAAAGAACAAGAAACACCAUCUCCAACUAAACAUCUGGUAACUCCUCUAAAAAAUCCAUUAGAUUGUAGAUAUCUCUCCACCAAAAAGAACCCUUAAAAAUGGACAUAGGAGGAACACCAUUUCUAUAAUAUGAAUUCCAAAUAAGCUUAAUCCAUGGCAAUUCUCUUCUAUUGUAGAAUUUUUCCAAAUACUUUAAAAGCAAAGCUUGAUUCUGAAUUGAAGGAUUUAAAACUCCCAAACCUCCCUUAAGUUUUGGCUUACAAACUUUAUCCCAAGCUUCAAGAUACUUCCUAUUUGAAUUCACCUCAAAACCCCUCCAAAGACAUUGUUUUCUUGCACUAUUAAUAUUAUCAAUAACUAAUUUAGGCAAUUUCAAAGUGCACAUAUAGUAUGUAGGUAAAGAGGAGAAAACUGAAUUAACCAUAUUUUUCAGUUUCUAGGGACAAUUUUCAUUCAAAUUCUUCCCCUUCUGAUUGCUCGUUAUCGCUUUUGCAAAUGUUGAGAGUGGAAGUCUACGGCUUAGGUGGCUGAAUCAAGCUUAGGGGGAGAGAAGAGGAAGAAACUCCCUCGACCAGAUCCUAAGGAAUGAAUAGAUUCUUUUGUUUAAAGUUCCGGCUACCUCUGCUUGUUUUUAGUGUUUGGAACCGGAACAGCGUUGUGAACCUAUUAUGUUUCUGUCAUGGGCAGAGCACUCUGUGUUUAUCUGGUUUACUUGUCUUAAUCCAGUUUAUGGUUACUUUCUCUCUGCCUUUUGCUAUGAAUAAUCAGUUUAGAUCCUGGAAUGUGAUGUGCUGGAAUGUAAAGGGAAUGAAUGUUGAUGCCAAGAUUUUGAUGAGAAGGCAAAAGGUUGAGGAGAGUGGUUGUCAGGUUUUAUGUUUGCAGAAAACUAAGAAACAUAAUUUUACUCUUGUUGAUAUCAAAACCUUUUCCCUAGCGUUUUGAUUCUUUUGUGUUUGCGCCCUCUAGAGGUGCUUCGGUGGCAUUCUAGUGGUUUAGGCUAUUGACGGUUGUUAGUUAUCAGUUUUGACCAUCAAUAUUCCCAAAAUAGAGGAGAACUAGUUAUGCUUGCAAUACAUAUCCAUGUUAGAAUAAUAAUAUUCCACUAGUAUUUGGUUCACUAAACUUUUGUAGAGAAUAAUCAUAAAGUGGAAGAGAAUCGACAUUGAAUCAGAUGAUAAAUCAAUCGGACGAUGUCGAGAAUCAGACUUAUAUAUGAAUGGGCCAAGAACUCUGAAUUGACACGGUGAAUUGGGCCAAAAUUCACAAGACUGAAGUGAGCAACAAAAGAGGAGGCCACCAACCGAAAUUGGGCUGGAUUGGGCCGUACCCUGGUUCGGCCGAGCCAGGGGGUUCGGCCGAACCUGACGUGCAGCCGUUGGAUGCAGGGUUGGCGGUGGACGGUGGAUUGCCUCCCUAUGGCAGUUGGAGGGUAUUACCGACCAUUCCAACCGCUAUAACUGUCAUUACCUGCCUAUAAAAGGAGUUCACUCUCUUCACUUCAAGACACACCUCAAGCAAAGCUCUCUUAUAUUCUCUCAAGUUUAGUUUAGUGUUCUUAGGCUAGUGGAGUAGGAAUAGAGUAGAAAUCGGAGUCCGGGUAUAGCUCUAAUAGCUUUCCUUUCCUCUUUGGUAAGCUUUGUACUUUAUUUAGAAUACUCUUCUUUAUACAUUUAUGGUAUUUGAAUACUUCCCGAGUAUAUGAAUACCAAUUUUACAUUAUGUUCAUGUUAUACUGAUUAUACUGCUAGCUUAUCUGGGAGAUGCUUUGGUACGGGUAUAGUGUUUGCUUAUGCAAUUACUCUAUGUCGUGACGAUGAUAUUAGAGUAGUAUAUGGUAGUUUGGACGUGGUAUCUAGACUACGGGAUAUCAUUAUUUGGGGUUAUAUGCUGCAGAUGAGAGGUGGGCCGCUGAUGGUGACAGCUCAGUACGGGUAUUCCUCCGCACGUGUAUAUAGUCCUAAGUUAAUUUCCUGGGGAGAGUACUCCUCCGUAUUUAGCCCCGGUUGUAUGGUCAUGACGAGCUGUCGUAAGGAACUCGUCAAUCAGUGGUAGCUUCUCGAAGUACCAGGAGGGCAUCGGAUAGAGGGUAUUAGCUAGUAGCUCGAGCCCCAGUGACUAACAUCGUCCCGUGCCGCUUCGCCACGUCCUUGCCGUCCUCCAUCGCUCCUGCCGCGAGCGCCGCCGUCGGCCGUUCCCGCCGUCCUCCGCCGCUCCCGCCGCAAGCGCCGCUCGCCGCCACCGCCGCCUUCCACCUCCCUGCCCCCCUCCACUCUCGCCGAGGGAGGGCUGGACGAUGACGAAGACGACGGGCAGCACGACGGCGUUGGAGUGAAGAUAGAGAUAGAAGAGAAGAGAAGAGAGAUAUGAUAGCUGACAUGUGGCCCCAAGGGCAUUUUUGACAUUUCAUAAGAUUUCUCUCUCCUCUUUAAUCAGAAAUUAUUAUUCUAAUUGGCGCGGUGUCCAUUGGUAAAUCACCACGUUUAUGGAGUUCGGACGGUGUUAUACGGCUAAAUAUAUAAGUUAAAGUGUCCUGUACCAAAAAUUUAUCUAAUUAUAAUGAUAGCUAUAAUUUCCUAAUUUCAAAGUUUUUCAACCAAAAAUCUUAUUAUUACCACGGACUCCAAAAGGAAAGAAAAAGAGACGGUUCCUCCUAUUCCGCCGCCGCCUGAGAGAUAGAAUCAUAGAAGGAAGGCUCGCCGUCUCGCCGGCGCGUGCGUUUCUCUCUCACCUCCGAUAAGGCCAUAGCCACACCGGAUUCUGCAGGGCUCGCAUCUUCCAAGUCUGCCAUUUCCAGUCCAUGGCGAAGACCGCUCUGGCGACGGCAUUGGACAUCGCCGAGCUCCCUUUCUCGGAUCUUCUCCUCCUCAUCUCACCGGAUCUUCCGGACGAUGGCCGGCGCGGCCGUCUCCUCACCACCGUCGCUACCUCCCUUGGUCGCGGCGGGUCCGGUUUGCUUGCCAUCACCAACGUGCCUCUCGCAGCCGCCCUCCGCCGCCGGCUUCUCCCGCUGGCUCGCCGCCUUGCCGUCAUGGACCACCCCUCCCGCUCCCAGCUCCUCAAGAAGCACGGUUUGGGUAGCGACGUGCCUCUGAAGAAGCUGGACCGGCGCGUUUCCUCAUUUGCGCGGCUUUUGCGUCAUUCAGGUGAGUUCCAAUUGCUGGAGUCGAUGAAAGAAAUCGAGAGCAUCAAGAACGACCCUGAUUAUCUGGAGAAAGCUUUGGAUGGUGUUGUAAUUGGGGAACCCAUGGGCGAUGGUACCGAGAAGCUUGGUGAGCUCGUUGAGGAGCUUGGUCUUUGCAUGAUGGAACUUGGGAUUUUGGUUGCACGAGCCUGCGACACUGUUACUGGUGGAAAUCAGUUGGAGAAAAGCAUUACUGACUUUGGGACCGCAAAGGCAAGGCUCAUUCACUACCACUCUGAGUUGGAUAACAUUAUUAUCAAGAAUAGUAGCAGCAAGAGAAAAGUUCCGAUAAAUAAAAUCGCAAAGGCAACAGCUUAUGAGUCAUGCUCUCGAAGGUCUGCAUCAUCACAAGGAUCCUGUAUCAGAUCAGAAUGUGCUAUGACGGACACAUUAAAGGAUUCCAAUGAUAAGUCGAUUCAUGGUCAGGGUAGUGUUGUUUCUCUCACAAACUUAUGGCAAGAGUGGCACUAUGACUAUGGGGUCCUUACUGUUUUAACAGCACCAUUAUUCUUGUGCUCCACAAUGGGAGAAGAUUGUUCCAUCAACAAAGAAUGCUCUCCUCCUGACGAGCACACGUACUUGCAGCUAUUCAAUAGGAGGAAGGUAUUCUCGGUGAGAUGCUCUCCAGAGAGCUUCAUUGUGCAGGUCGGGGAGACAGCAGACAUCUUGUCAGGCGGGAAGCUGAGGUCUACACUUCAUGCUGUGAGUAGACCAUACGGCUCAACAAACAUCAGCCGGGAAACUUUUGUGGUCUUCUUACAGCCAUCAUGGGACAAAAAGUUGCCUUACUCUGGUCACUGUUUUGCUGGUGAUGAUGAACCUAGUGAAGGCGAUGACUCAACAUUCAGUGAUGGGUCAGACAUGUUUUCGAGUGAGCAUACAUUGAUGCAAGAUAUUUUGAAAAAGAUCCCCCCUCUGUCAUCAAGGGUAAAAGAAGGGAUGACGUUUGCUGAAUUUUCUCGACAGACAACGAAACAGUAUUAUGGUGGUGGAGGUAUCCAACAAAACAAUUAAAAAGCAGUACUAUGGUAAUGAAAUGCAACCUCUUGGAGGCACCUACGCUAAUAUUAUGUAUUGAUUUAUUUGGUUGUUCGUAAUGAUGGGAUGUUGAGUACCAUGCGAAAUUAAUGACAUCAUGGUAAAUAGAGUAUUACUGUCCUUUUACCCUCUUUUUUUGUUUCCCAAUUUUCACAUCAUAGUCACUGCUUCUCUUUUUUCUUCAAAAAAGAAAUCUGACAAUAGUUAGAAUUAUUUGUAUUGAUUUAAGGGGGAACAUCAUUUUGUCUUUGAAUGAGGAGGGCAGAACAGCAUUUCCUUUGUAUCUUAUAAGUAAGUAUGCCUUUUUGGUUUCUUGAGAUGAAAUGUGUCACGGAGUCUACUUCUACUCCUUCAACAGUUGAGGUUCCGUUGAAGCGUACCGCACGGCAGCCCAAGCCCAACACGAGAUAUAUGGGUGGAGUGUGGGUCUAGUAGCUAUCGGCUGGGCCCAGAGUCAGUGAGAGAGACCUAAUAGUGUUGUGCUAUAAAAGGUCGGCAGAGGAGAGAGAGAGAGAGAUGGCUUGUAAUAGAAACAUAUCUCAACUCAAUUCAAAUCUUCUCUCUUCCUGCUAUCAAAUCCUUCUCUGAACUCGUCUUCUUCCUCUGUUCCUGCCCCCAAUUCCUGUCUGAAUCUCGAAUCUCGCUGACGGAUUGUGACAAAAUGUGAUCUACCUUUGGAUUGAGGCCCACAGGAGAUCUCUGCAUGUCACCUAGUUAUUCCAACUGCAGAAAUGAGGACGCUUGCAAAGCAAUUAUCAAUGGAAUGAUUCUUCAAUCAGUAAAAUCAGGUGUUCCAUGCUCAUCAUCUCAAGUCAUGGAGAACGUCUUUGGACAUUUUAUUAUUUGGCACUACCGCAAGCACCAGACAAGUCCAUAAGCCGUAUCACCCCUGUCGUGUAGGAGCGGAUGCCAUCCUCUGAUGAUGAUAACUGGAUGCCAUGGUAGUAACUAGGACUACGGCGAGGCCAACACGCACAGUCUAGCGGGAGCUGGAGCACCUUGACAGAGCAAGCCUUCUCCAGGUUUGGUGUGGCAUGGAGCCGAGAAGGGAGUU